This is a messenger RNA of Mixia osmundae IAM 14324, 288 nucleotides long. RefSeq lists its product as uncharacterized. The transcript is spliced from 2 exons. Gene Ontology annotation, molecular function: copper chaperone activity; copper ion binding. The record is from RefSeq and is a predicted model, not a curated record. Gene Ontology annotation, biological process: mitochondrial respiratory chain complex IV assembly. Gene Ontology annotation, cellular component: mitochondrial intermembrane space. The coding region runs from base 1 to 288 and encodes 95 amino acids. NCBI's taxonomy places the organism in Eukaryota, Fungi, Basidiomycota, Mixiomycetes, Mixiales, Mixiaceae.
AUGGGCUGGCUAUGGACUAGCACGAGCAGAGACAGCGACAGCGAUCGGGGUUCCAUCAGCUCGAGCGACAGCGCUACCGCAUCGAUCGAGAAGGCCAACAAAUUUGUCACGCCUCUCAACCCCCAGGGUAUCAAGCCUUGCUGUGCUUGUCCAGAAACGAAGAAGCCUCGGGACGACUGUUUCCUCCGCAACGGACCCCCUGAGCCUGGAUCGAGGGCGGAGCAAGCCUGUCAAGAGCUGAUUGCUCAGCAUCGGCAGUGCAUGGCCAAUCUAGGGUUCACCAUCUGA